AGAAAAUAAAGAGCUUACCUGACUCCAGAUCAUCUGUGUGGAGAAGAAGACAGACAUCAGUUGUUGACAUUAAUUAUCUUCAAUCAUCAAUAAAAAAAAGCAUGGCAUACCGAGGCAGCGUUAGACCUUACGUCAACUUCAAUGCCAAACAUGAUGCUGAAAUCCUCCAUAAGGCCAUGAAAGGGAUUGGUACAGAUGAAGAUGCCAUCCUCAUGCUUCUUACAGCCCGCAGCAAUGAUCAGCGCCAGCAAAUUAAGGCAGCAUAUAAAAAGGCCCAUGGAAAGGACUUGGUCAGUGCACUGAAAUCUGAGCUUGGUGGGCUGUUUGAGAGUCUCACUGUGGCCCUGAUGACCCCAUCUGUCUUAUAUGAUGCUACUCUACUGCAUAACGCUCUCAAGGGUGCCGGGACUGAAGAUGAAGUGCUAAUUGAGAUCCUGGCCUCCAGGACUGGCGAGCAGAUUAAAGAAAUCACCAAAGUGUACAAGAAAGAGUUCGGCGGAAAGCUGGAGAAGGAUAUCUGUGGUGACACCUCAGGGCACUAUCAGAAACUGCUGGUGAUCCUGCUGCAGGGGAGUAGGGAGGAGGGAGUAGACGAGGAAAAGAUCGAGAAAGACGCUAAGGACUUGUAUGCUGCUGGUGAGGAAAAGUUUGGCACAGAUGAGGAAAAAUUUAUCACAAUUCUGGGCAACAGGAGCGCUGAGCAUCUCAGAAAAGUAUUUGCUGCCUACAAGAAGCUCUCUGGCUCUGACAUAGAGGACAGCAUUAAAGGCGAGACCACAGGGAAUUUGGAGAACUUGCUGCUGGCUGUUGUGAAAUGUGCUGAAAGCAUCCCAAACUUCUUUGCUGAGAGACUAUAUAAAUCUAUGAGGAGAGCUGGAACUGAUGAUGACACUCUGAUGAGGAUAAUGGUGUCCAGGAGUGAGGUGGACAUGUUGGACAUCAGAGCCAGUUUCAAGAAGAUGUACGGACAGUCUCUGUACACCACCAUCCAGGAAGACACAACUGGAGAUUACCAGAAGGCUUUACUCUACCUGUGCGGUGGGAAUGAUUAAUGCAACCUUAUGAUGCAUUUAGCAGCAAUGAAUGAUGAGCCAUCAUGUUGCUGCAGGACAAAGCUAUACACAUGAGAUGAGGAUAUUGAUCUAUAGUUCUUCUUUCUGUUAGUGUGUGUUUAUCGAGUUAGUGUGAAUUACCUGAGUGUCAUUUUGACUUAUUGCAAUAUUAUAUACUAUGAAUAUUAUUUACAAGGCACUGUUCUUUUUUUGUUUGUUUGUUUUUUAAAUGCCAGACAGAACAUACAGCUCUAAUUUAGUUCUUGGUAAACAAGCAGUUUUGAUUUUAAUGCAGAUAAUAAUGUUUUCUGAAAUGAUGAAAUGCCUGAUUAAUUUAAAAUCGAUCUUUGACCUCUUUUUCUUGUCAAGCGUACACACAAUGUUAGCAGCUGUUUACCUUAUUUGUGCUCGCUUCUCACAGCAUGUGUUAAAUGCAAGUUUGAAAAUACAAUACCGCUGCUCAA
Messenger RNA from Oreochromis aureus, 1516 nucleotides. RefSeq names its product annexin A5a (gene anxa5a). Gene Ontology annotation, biological process: negative regulation of coagulation. The transcript has 13 exons. Lineage: Eukaryota; Metazoa; Chordata; Actinopteri; Cichliformes; Cichlidae. The record is from RefSeq and is a predicted model, not a curated record. Bases 102 to 1052 code for a protein of 316 amino acids. Gene Ontology annotation, cellular component: cytoplasm. Gene Ontology annotation, molecular function: calcium ion binding; calcium-dependent phospholipid binding.